Salvelinus fontinalis (brook trout) is the source of this 3062-nucleotide messenger RNA. Its product is annotated as tuftelin-like. Gene Ontology annotation, cellular component: intracellular anatomical structure. Lineage: Eukaryota; Metazoa; Chordata; Actinopteri; Salmoniformes; Salmonidae. Bases 219 to 1400 code for a protein of 393 amino acids. Gene Ontology annotation, biological process: intracellular signal transduction. The transcript is spliced from 12 exons. The record is from RefSeq and is a predicted model, not a curated record.
GCGGGAAUGGAGGGAACUGCCUAAUGAAACCUUGUCGACCGGUAGUAAAAAGCAGCGUCGACUAUUGUUAAAAUCAACCGUCAUCUUCCGUCUGCGAUGGCAAGAGUGAGACAAGAGGACGAAAAUCCGUUUUCCCUGUUGAGAGAAAAUAAUUAUAUAUAAGCAACGUUGAACAACUCUUUCAUAUUUAAGCUAUAUAGUUAUUUAUCUGUGUGAAGAUGAACGGGGUAACGCGGAGUCUGUGUACAUUUGAGGACAUCAGAGCUGAUGAGAGAACAGCGGAUGGGUGCAGGAGACUGAGGCUGACUCUCCACCAGCAGAACCAGGCCGGGAGGAUCACAGAACAACCCAGGAGCAAGCCAAUCGGACGAGCGUUUGCUCUGGUGCAGCCAACCAGUGAUAGGCCUGCUCUGAAGCCUGAACCAAUCAAAUCCUCUGAGGAGAAGGCUGAAAAGGUUGAGGUCAUCAAGGUGUAUCUGGAGGAUCGUAGACAGGAGCAGCAGAGACACCAGCAGAGCCUCAAGAUGUUGUCAGAUGAAGUCUCCCAGAUACAGGAGGUGAGAUACUGUCUGAAGACCCUGAGGGAACAGAUGGCAACCAAGAACAAAGGACAACACAAGUUUCUUGCUAGUGGCUACAGAGUCAGCACUCCCUCCAAUCAGAACAUCUCUUCUUCCUCAAAGGGAGGAGCUAAAGAUGAUGGGCAGGGAGGGGAGGAUGAGGUGGAGAGAGUGAAGAUGAGGGAGGUCAGUAAACGUCUGUAUGCUCAGCUACAGGAGGCCGAGAAGAAACACCAGGAGGAGAGAGAGAGACUGCAGGCUGAGGGUGUGGAUCUGCGCCAGCGUCUGGGGGAGCAGGAGGACAAGCUGAAGGGGGUGGAGGAGAGUAGUGAGAGGAAGGACCAGAGGAUUGAGGAGCUCCAGAGGCUACUGGGAGGCAUGACGCAGGAGAGCCAAGCCCUACGAGACACACUGAGGAACAGAGAGGAGGAACUCCGAGAAUUACGCAAGAUCAGAGAGGAGGGCAGGAACGAGGAGCAGAGGUCAGAGCAGUUGGAGAAGGAGCUGGCCAUUCUGAAGGAGAAGAUCCAUCAUCUAGAUGACAUGCUGAAGAGCCAGCAGAGGAAAGUCAGACACAUGAUCGAACAGCUGCAGAACUCUCGUAUGGUGAUCCAGGAGAGGGACCGUGUUAUCAGAGAUCUGGAGGAGAAGGUGGCUUUCCUGGAGGCAGAGAACCGGGAGAUGCAUGAUCAGAUGGACUACUUCCUGGGAGGUGAAAGGUCAAACUCGCACCUCUCAUCAGACCGCCAUGCCCAGAUUGUCUACAGUAAGCCUUUGAAGCCCACCAACUCGUCCAACAAGCCUCUUCCCUUCAUCAAAAUCAUUGAGACCAAGUCCUGAACUGGUGAAAGCGAGGGAGAAGGGGCUAACCUAACGACACCAAACCUGCUAAGCUAAGCAACAACGGACUGAAAUAGACCACCACCACAUUACUACCACACCAACAUCACAGUACACGUAUGAAGUUUAAACUGAGGUGACCACAACAUCACAUCAACUGACCACCAGCCACGACCAUCACCCACCCAUGGCCACACUCCUUCGAUAGGACACUAUGCAAUGUGUGUGUGUGUGUGUGUGUGUGUGUGUGUGUGUGUCAGAGGAGGCUGGUGGGAUAAACUAUAGGAGGAGGGGCUCAUUGUAAUGUCUGGAAUGGUAUACAUGGAACAGUCAAAAUGGUUUACAUGUUUGCUGUGUUUCAUACCGUUCCAUUUAUUCCUCCUAUAGCUCCUCCCACCAGCCUCCUCGUGUGUGUGUGUGUGUGUGUGUGUGUGUGUGUGUGUGUGUGUGUGUGUGUGUGUGUGUGUGUGUGUGUGUGUGUGUGUGUGUGUGUGUGUGUGUGUGUGUGUGUGUGUGUGUGUGUGUGUGUGUGUACGGUUUUGGAUUGUGUAUGGACAUAGAUAUACUGAUAGAGUUGAUUCACAAUAGAAGUCUAUUUAUUCAUAGCAGACAGAUUUAUUCUUUCUAACCCAGUGUCAUAAUCUAUUGUCAUCUGUUGAAGUCCGUCUGAAGGACUUUACUACUGAGAGAGAGGACCAGAGACAGUGUGAGAGCAGUACCCUGUGGUCAGUCAGGGUCUGAUAACAGACCGAGUACUUUGGCCUCAGAGAGGAGGCAACCAUGCCAGGUUGGGCCAUAACAGAGAAAUAAAAUGGCCGAUGAUUGAGAGGGGGAUCCAAGAGAGAGAGAGAGAGAGAGAAAUCUGUAUUAAACUAACCAGAAUACAACCAGUUUGUCAUCUUUUUACCAUGGCACCAAGGCAGGAUAGAGGGAGUGUUGCUACAGUAUAUAGGUAUUGGAGAAGCAGAAACGCAUUAAGGAUAGAGGUUCUAGUUUUCCAUCAAACCCUUCUGUAACCCAUUAACCUACUUCCUGUGUCUGUGACCUAGAGUCCACUGUUAGAAUCCUCUUUAUUUGACACCUGAAAGGGAGGAAGACAAUCUUUGACUUUUUGUAAAUAUACUUACAUGGUCACGCAGCGGCCACAGUGAUGUGUCAUGGUUUGAAUACAAAGUUAAAGGCCAUGUUUGUGUUAUUUUGUUCAUUGAGAAAGUGGGAUGUUUGGUCUAGUAUGUGUGGAUUAGAAGUACCCCUCACCAAUACUGAUGUCACUUUAAAGUCUAAAGAAAAUGAAGAUGAUUCUUUCUGACAAGCACUAACCUUGCAAGAAGUCUUGUUGACAUUAUCCACAUUUUUGCAUGCAUUUCAGUUACCUGAAGUUUCAUCCACUAUCCCCAGCUGUGUACAUAACUAUAUUUAUUUGUUUAUGUGGUAUUCUUUGAUAUCCCUGUAGUCUUACUCUGGGAUUUGUUUUGUUAGUUUUAUCAUUCAGACAGGAAUGUUUGGCCUGACACUUAGUGUGUGACAAUCAUCUUUAUGUAUUUAUGUGAAAAUACAACUUUUCAUUGUAGGGAAAACAAUUUCAGUAGACAUUUUAGUGUGUGUUAACAACAUAUAUAUAUACUUUGUGUUUUUGUUAUUUUAAUAAAUGUAUGAAAAUAA